AUCGCUGAUCUUCGGAGUUUAUCCCGGUCACAGGUUACACUCAUGUCCUCCUUCAGAAACAAUAGGGGCCAAGGUCUGCAGCCGAAGAUCCCGGUGCGUACUUAUCCGUUAUUAGUACACAAUCCCUUGGACUGAAGAUGACUUUCCUCCACUCCGCUGUUGUAAAGUUGUUGGAUCCGCAAAACCCUGCCACAGGUGGGGCAGGCGGUGUUUGCUGGGACACUUGGGCUUUUGCAUUCUACAUUCCACUUGGUCUUCAUCGAUAGCUUUCGCAGACAGUUGGCCUUUUCAUGGGGAUGCUUUUCCAAUUUGGGCUUACAAUUCCCGAUAGUCAGUGGAUGGGGAAAUUGCAUUUCUUUUAAGGAAGGCUUUGAAGAUGCUUUCGAAACGUUUCUUCUGCCCUCCUGCUAAUGCCUUGUAGAGGAAGUGGUUCAAGGCAGCUCCGAAAAAUUUGCAGUAUCGCCACGGCCUGAAACCCAAGACUUUCCAAUUUGGAGUAGAAGCACCUGCGAUUUGCCAGUACAAUGUUAUUAACGUAAUUAUAGUGGGCACUGAAAACAAUAAGUCAGGCAGAAAAAAAAUAGUAAUUGCUGGAGAAACUCACCAGGUUUGGUAGUAUCUGUGGAGAGAAAGCAGAGUCAACAUUUCGAGCAGAAUAGGCAAACGCAGGUGUAUUGAGUUCGGUCACAGAUCAAUCAAGAAAUCAGUGGUUGGACAGCAGUCACCUAAUUGUCUACCAGAUAGUGGUCUUUCCAUGAAAAACUGUGGCAAAACAUCAUUUUUGAAAGCUGAGGAGCAAUACUCUGAAGGCCAAACACAUCUUCAAUCUACAAAAUCUACAGUGGCAGACAUUAACUUACAGAAACUGAAAGAAGAGAACAAACUGUUGAAAAAUGAGUUGGAAAACUUAAGAUUGCAAUAUCUGCAACUACUGGAAGAAAAAUGGAAUGGGCACCAUGAUGAACGACGCGUAACUCUACUAAAGGCUCACGUAAUGCAGCUGGAGAGACAGGUGGUGUUACUUACAGAGGCACUGAGUUCAAGAGCUGCUCUGAUGUUAGAGAUUGAAAACACUUUGGAACUAUUAAAUAAACGAUUCAGAUCCUUAUUAAUGUUCGAAAGUCCCACAUCUGAAGUACCAAUUUCACAAGCUGAACUGAUGCAGCUUACUGGAAUGUGUCAAACUCUUCAAAAAAGACUGCAAAGGUGGCAAACGGCAGCAAAUGUUGAAAACCUUUCCAUGAUGUGGUUAAUGUCAGGAAGGAAUCUGAUUAACCAACCUGUGACUCUCCUAGAUCUUUGCUAUGGCAAGAUGGAUAACCUGAACCUUCAGUAUGUAUCUGUCUUGGAAACAAAGCUCUGCAGACUGUACAGACAUCUGAAUGAAAUCAAACAUACACUGAGCCUUAUUCUUGCAUCAGGCCAAGAAUCUCACGAUCAAGUUUGUCGCAUCCUUCCAGGUGUUUUCUAUGCUAGGUUGCUAAAUCAGGCAAUUAGAUGCAACCAAUCACUGGAAGACUGCUGUGUUGAUUUGUUGACCCUCACACUGAUUGUGCCUUCUGCCCCUUGGGCAAAACUAAAACCUCCAUUCUGCCAGGAAUUCACUGUGGAGAAUAUGCUUUCAGUACUCCCUCCUUUUCCAAAAGGUCCUACUCAACGGCAGGCAAGGAAGGCUGUUGAGGCCUUAGUAAAAGCAGUUAACUACUCCAGGCUAAUGACUUUGCAACAGGUUAAAGCUCAACAAGUUGAAUUGGAUUUCCACAAUUCCAUGUAUGAUAUUCAAAUGAAAUUCACGGAGGCACUUUUGCAAGCAAUUAAGCAGGCAUACCAUUCCUUUCAAAACAAUGUAGCUAAAGUUCUAUGUUUACCACUACAGGAAGUGCUAACUUCAUAUACGAAUCUUAAGGAGAUGACUACUGAAACAACACUAACAGAUUUUUUAACAACUUUUAAAAUCAAUGUGGAACAAAUGCAGGAUGCAGUGAAUGAUCUGACGCCAUUCCAAGAUCAGCAUAGUGAUGGUGAUGAGGCUCUGUCCAGAUUUGGGAGAGAAUUCUUCCUUUCCUUGGAACGCUGUGUUAACGAUUGUAAAGAACAACGAGACACAUUGGCCAACGAACUUGAAACUUUGAAGGAAGAGUUCAAUCAUGCUCUCGAAGCUCUUCACAAUUGGAGAAAAGAGAACAUGGAAAAAAAGACUGAUGGUGGACAUUCCUCACAAUUUGCUUCAAAGCAAGGAAAACCAGAUGGAAAAGUAAAAAUAGGUGAAAAUACCAGCACACCACAAAAUGAGGCAACAAGACAAGAGCUUAAAACUGAAGCAUUUACCAUUGCAACAGCUUCUUCUCAAAACCUUAAGUCUAGGGAACUGAGGAUGUCUAAUGAAAGCAUAAAUACAAUUUUAGCACCGCAACAUGAUCUCUCUAAACAGAGCAACUCUGAGAAAUGCAUCAGUCAAGGUACAGCUAAACCAGUCCAAAAAACCAAAACUAAAAUGAAACAACAAAGGCCACCUUGGCAGGACUGAGCAAUAGUUCUUCUGUUACUUGGCACACUGGUAUUUCGAAAUUAUUAACUGUCCAUGAGUAGAAAAAUAAAGUCAGAAGGCUAGGGUUAAUGGCUCAAUGACAUUGCUGUCUAAGCAGCAAAUGCACUAGGGCUUCCACAGGAAAUGGAAUGCGUUUGAAAAUUUGUUUUCUGGUGUUAGUCAGAGUUCAUAUCUUUUUUUCUUUAUAAUUUUUCUGUUACUCUACUGAGGCCACAGAUGUGAACAAUAGAUUUUCUAUCUUUUAAAGAGAAAAGAUUUAUAUUUUGUGUUUAAUGUACCAUAUGCAAAAGAGUGUGUGAGCUUUACUUCAUAUCCAUCGUUAAUGCUUGGAUUAUAACCUAAAACAAAUUUGCAACCUAAAACAAAUUAAAUCAAGCAAUGGUCUCAGUUCUGGGCUAAUAUAGUGGAGGUACAGCCCCUCCUCAGGGCAGUGUGUGUACAGAUAGGCAGGGAAGGCCACAAAGCCUGCUUGAAAUACAAGUCCUACCCCCACACCCCAACCUUUCAUUGGGAGACCAAUGUUCCUGUUACUCCAAGUGAUCUACAUGCCAAAUAGAAAAUUUCAGUCAGGCUCUGUUAACUCAUUUUAAUUGUAUCUUGGCUACUAACACUUGUGAGUGAAUAUAUCUUCCCUGCUCCCCCUCACUCCCUUGUUUGACUCUGCUAGGGCUGGCACACUGGCUUCUAUUCUCGUCCCAUAAGGGCAAAAAGUCUGCCCGUUGUUACUUAAUUUGCAGUCUUAUUUAGGAAUACAGUGAAGGCUUUUAGUAUCAGUUAAAUUGAAAGAGUUUUGUUAUGUACUAUAAUACCAGCCCCCACUCUGUAGGAAUCUUCAGAUCCAUAAUUUGAGAUUGAGUUCUUUUACCAUAUAUUGUUUCUUACAACUGCCGAAUAUGCCAAGAGUGAGAUCAAUGUCACUCAACACUAUUAUGAAGUAAAUUAAUCAACAGUAUUGUCUAUAACGAUGACUACAAAUGUGCGGUUAAACAUGGAAAUCCAAAAGUUUCUGUUAGAGUAAUCCCGCUCUUCCAAACCCUGUACUAUAAUAAUACCUCAUUGAUAGACUUGGUAUUGAAAUCACCUCAAGGAAGUGAGAUUGCUGUUCUUACCCACUAGUACAAAGAAACACAUUAGAAAUAUUAGGGUCAAUGCAUUCAGAUGCAAGUGAGUCCUUAAUGUGAUAAUUUGCAAUUGCCAUCAAGGAAACUUAUACACGAAAAGUUUAAUUUUGCAAGCAUGGAGACUCAUUUGUUCAUAAAUUGUGUUGCAGAUUUUUUUCAUUGUCACUUCUAUCUCUCUCUCUCUCUCUAUCCUCUUUAUUUUGCUUUCCCUGACAAAUCUAAUUAAUUGCUUGCUAGUACAGAACUUAAGCUUUGUUAAAAGGAGAGAAAAAAAUGCAAAUGCUAUAAGUGCAAAAUAAACACCUUUGACUUCUUGUCUCCUUU
This is a messenger RNA of Chiloscyllium plagiosum (whitespotted bambooshark), 3993 nucleotides long. RefSeq lists its product as uncharacterized. NCBI's taxonomy places the organism in Eukaryota, Metazoa, Chordata, Chondrichthyes, Orectolobiformes, Hemiscylliidae. The record is from RefSeq and is a predicted model, not a curated record.